Aspergillus aculeatus ATCC 16872 is the source of this 1879-nucleotide messenger RNA. RefSeq lists its product as uncharacterized. The transcript is spliced from 7 exons. Gene Ontology annotation, biological process: amino acid transmembrane transport. The coding region runs from base 139 to 1860 and encodes 573 amino acids. The record is from RefSeq and is a predicted model, not a curated record. Gene Ontology annotation, cellular component: membrane. NCBI's taxonomy places the organism in Eukaryota, Fungi, Ascomycota, Eurotiomycetes, Eurotiales, Aspergillaceae. Gene Ontology annotation, molecular function: amino acid transmembrane transporter activity.
UGUCUGGGGGUUCCACUUUUCCCCAGGUCACGUGGUACUUGAGACACUGCUUUGGGAAGUCCAUUGUCAUUGGUGGACGGGCUGGUCUGCCUGCUCUAUACUUGCUCUACACAACCUUGUUCAUUCUGAGACACAACCAUGGCAGCCCAUGACAUCGAGAAGCAGCCUGCUGCUGCUGCCGAAGCAGGAGCUCCUCCGGCCAAAGGGCCCGGCGCAUCUGGCGGCUUCGUCGAUGCAGACGCGCAACUCGUCCGCGCGGAUCGGCUGGCGCGCAAGCUCUCUGCCCGGCAGGUGCAGAUGAUUGCCAUUGGCGGCACCAUCGGCACGGGUCUGUUCCUGGGAACGGGCAAGUCGCUGGCCACCGGUGGCCCGGCGUCCAUGCUUACCUCCUAUAUCAUCUGCGGUGCCAUCGUCUACGUGACGAUGCUGUCGCUCGGUGAGAUGGCUGCUUUCAUCCCCGUCGCGGGCUCGUUCUGUACUUUUGCUGGUCGUUUCGUCGAUGAUGCUCUGGGCUUCGCUCUGACGUGGAACUAUUGGUUCAACGAUGCUGUGUCCACGGCCUCGGAUAUUAUAGCCCUGCAGCUGGUUCUCGAGUUCUGGACGGAUAACUUUCCCGGGUGGGCGAUCAGUUUGAUCUUCCUGUUUGUGGUGAUCUUUCUGAAUGUCAUGUCGGUGAAGGUUUAUGGAGAGAUCGAGUACUGGCUGAGUCUGCUCAAAGUCGUCACCAUUAUUAUCUUCAUCAUCCUCGGGAUCGUGGUCAACUGCGGCGGAAACAAGGAUCACACCUACAUUGGAAACAAAUUCUUCUACACCGGAGAGGCUCCGUUCGUCGGUGGAAUCGGAGGAUUUGCCUCUGUCUUUGUCACCGCGUCUUUCGCCUACGGCGGCACCGAAUCCAUCGCCAUCACCGCCGGCGAGACCAAGAACCCCUCCAAGACCCUCCCGCGGGUCGUCCGCAACGUCUUCUGGCGCAUCGUCCUCUUCUACAUCGUCUCGAUCGUGCUGAUCGGCCUGGACGUCCCCUACAACUACCCGGGCCUCUCCUCCAAGACGACAGCCACCAGCCCGUUCACGAUCGUCUUCGUCGAAGCCGGCAGCACCGUGGCAGGCAGCUUCAUCAACGCCGUGAUCAUGACGAGCGUGAUCUCCGCCGCCAACCACGCGCUAUUCGCGGGCUCGCGCCUCCUCUACACACUGGCGGUCGACGGCUACGCGCCGCGGGUGUUCGGGCACCUGAACCGGUUCCAAGUCCCCUGGGUCGCCGUGCUGGCGACCUCGGUGAUCAGCGGACUCUGCUUCGGCGCCAGCUACAUCGGCGCCGGCCAACUGUGGUCGUGGCUUCAGAAUAUCGUCGGCGUCUCCAACCAACUCUCGUGGCUCUUCAUCGGCGUGGCCUCCCUGCGCUUCCGCGCCGGCAUCCGCCACCAGAACCUCGAGCACCUCCUCCCCUACAAGAACUGGACCUACCCCGUCGGCCCCAUCAUCGCGAUCGUCCUCAACGCCGUCCUGAUCCUCGUGCAGGGCUGGUCGUGCUUCAGCCCCAGCUUCCACGCCGUGGAUUUCGUCUCGUACUACAUCGAACUCCCCAUCAUGUUUGUCAUGUUUGUCGGGUGGAAGCUGUUCAAGCGCACCAAGUUCGUCCGCGUCGACCAGAUGGAUUUGAUUACGGAUCGGUAUAACCUGGCGCAUAUCGAGGGCGAGGAUGCCGAUCUUGCGCAUGGGGCGCUUGCAGCGGAGGCGCGGGGAUUCGAGGCGGAGACCUCAGAAGAAAAGGGAGGAGGGUUCCUGGCGAGGUUUAAGAAAGAGGAGAAGGGGUUGUUUGGCAAGGUGAAGCGGGUGGGCAUGUGGCUUUUCUUCUGAUUGAAUCGGUUCGGCGGGG